GUCACUACCUGGGAAAUAGUUCAUCAGGUACAGUCCUGCUGGACACAGCCAAGGUCAUAACAGCUGAUUUGUUGGGUCUGCAGAAAUAGAGAGGAAAAAAUGUCUGUGUUGCAAAAUACACCAUAUGGACGGAGCUUAAAGCACUUAGAAUAUGCAGCACUAGGAGGACGAGCAUACCAGAUCAGGAAGGAACUCAAACAGGGCCUGGAAAAGCCUUUUAAAACCGUCAUAGAUGUAUCUUCUGGUAACCUGCACAGCGCAGGCAUAAAGCCUUUGACUUUUGUCAGACAGGUUUUUGCAGCAUGUCUUUAUCCUCAGCUGAUCAAGAGCAACAAGCUGCCUGCAGAUGUUAAGCAGAGAGCCCAGGCACUGCUUGAGGAAUGUGCUGGAGGCAGCGUGGGUUCGUACACUCCUACAAGAGGUAUACCAGAAGUUAUUCACAGAAUCUCCCAGUUUAUAACAUGGCGAGACAAGGGCGCAGCAUCCAAUCCAGAGAACAUAUACCUGACGCCAGGCUCACAGUGGGCUCUGGAGAACAUCUUGAAGAUCCUUGUUAACAGACUUGCAUCACCUGGAACAGGGAUUCUAACUCCAGUUCCAUGCUACAGCACUUCUAUUUUAUCCAUGAAUCUACUGGGGGCCAUUCUGGUGCCUUAUUAUCUGGAUGAGGAAAAUGGCUGGGAGCUUCAUGUCCAGGAGCUUCACCGAGCUUUGGCAUCUGCUAAAGGAGUGUGUAACCCCCGGGCUGUGUACAUCAUCAACCCCGGAAAUCCAGUAGGUCAGGUUCAAAGCAAGAAAUCAAUGCAAGAGGUGAUCCAGUUUGUUUAUGAGAAGAGGCUCAUCCUGCUAGCUGAUGAGGUUUACCAGGAUUCCAUUUAUACGGGAAACAGUACGUUUUACUCCUACAGAAAAGUCCUGUCAGAGAUGGGACCUCCUUUUUCAGACACAGUGGAACUGGCCUCUUUUCACUCAGUGUCCAAAGGUUUCAUAGGAGAGUGUGGUCUACGUUGUGGAUAUGUGGAGCUGGUAAAUCUGGACCCGUCCCUUAAAGACUACAUUUACAAAUUGUUUUCAAAAGACAGCUGUGCCCCUGUACUGGGUCAGAUUGCCAUGGAUUUAAUGACCAACCCUCCACAACCUGGAGAUCCCUCAUACUCUCUUUAUGAAGCAGAGAUCCGAGCAAUUAGAGAUACGGUGACUGAUAAUGUCAAGAGAGCCUCUGCGGUUUUCAACAGUUUGCCUUGUGUUUCCCAUCAUCCAGUCAAUGGAGGAGCAUUUCUAUUUCCCAAAAUUGACCUCCCAACCAAAGCUGUUCAGAAAGCAAAGAAAACUUGGAGCCAGACACAUUCUACUGUUACCGACUACUGGAAGAGACUGGCGUGUACGCCUGUCCCGGUUCAGAGUACGGACAGGCAGCAGGAAGCCACCACAUCAGGGUUUGUACCUUGAUAUCUCGGGAUGUCAUGGAGGAACUACUGACCCGCCUGUCAAGCUUUCACAGACGUUUCAUGAAGAAUCUUUCUUAAACACCGUGAUGUAACAAAAUAGCUAAGCUAAACAUUAGCAACACUGAUUCAGAGAAAAGUACAAAUUUAUUACCAAUAAAUAUUAACUUUAAUGGUAAUUAAAAUGACCUGAUCAGUCAUCUGUCCUGUCUUGACAUGUUAAGUAAGAGUAAAAUCUUCUUUCUGCCUUACAGGAAUUAAAUAAUCAACAAACAAUAUUUUAAAUCCAAAAUAAAACUGGAUCUUGUUCAA
Cynoglossus semilaevis (tongue sole) is the source of this 1757-nucleotide messenger RNA. Its product is annotated as alanine aminotransferase 2. Bases 100 to 1449 code for a protein of 449 amino acids. The transcript is spliced from 11 exons. Gene Ontology annotation, biological process: biosynthetic process. Lineage: Eukaryota; Metazoa; Chordata; Actinopteri; Pleuronectiformes; Cynoglossidae. Gene Ontology annotation, molecular function: transaminase activity; pyridoxal phosphate binding. The record is from RefSeq and is a predicted model, not a curated record.